This is a messenger RNA of Magnolia sinica, 684 nucleotides long. RefSeq names its product probable esterase PIR7A. The record is from RefSeq and is a predicted model, not a curated record. Bases 1 to 684 code for a protein of 227 amino acids. The transcript has 2 exons. Gene Ontology annotation, biological process: salicylic acid metabolic process; jasmonic acid metabolic process. Gene Ontology annotation, molecular function: methyl indole-3-acetate esterase activity; methyl jasmonate esterase activity; methyl salicylate esterase activity. NCBI's taxonomy places the organism in Eukaryota, Viridiplantae, Streptophyta, Magnoliopsida, Magnoliales, Magnoliaceae.
AUGACAGCAGAAAGCAAUGAGCAUUUCGUACUAGUGCAUGGAGGCGGCCAUGGAGCUUGGAGUUGGUACAAACUCUCGACGUUGCUCACAUCAGCUGGUCACCAAGUCACAGCCAUUGAUCUUGCCGCUUGUGGGGUCCACCCGAAGCGAAUCAACGAGAUCGGCUCAUUCCAUGACUAUACUCGACAGUUGAUGGAUUUGAUGGCUUCUCUUCCACCCCACAAAAGGGUAAUCCUAGUGGGCUAUAGCUUCAAUGGUGUUGUCCUUUCUCUAGAUAUGGAGAGAUUUCUAGAAAAGAUCUCGGUGGCCGUUUUCGCCACCGCCAUGAUGCCGACUCUCGCAUUUCCACCUUCCAUUAUCGUGAAAGAGGAGAUCGAAGAUGACAAGGACGCCCUCUCGAGAGAUUGCCGGCCUAUGGUCGCAUCUCCAGAGGGAUCUUACACAGUGCUAGCGAAGAUUCCUCCGAAGUUGAUUUCGUCGACCACAAUCCUUACAAGCAGAAACACCUUCUCAAGUGUCUCCCCAACACGACCGACGGGGAUGAGGGCCGCCUUCUCAUCUUUUCCCUUUGCUCCUCAGUCAUCCGAUCAGAAUCCGACCCCUCAUCCAUCCGAUUGUCGUCCGAUGAUCCCAGUGCCCAAUCAGCAGCCCUUGCUUCCUGCCCUGUCAAGCAGUGGAAGUUGA